Alnus glutinosa is the source of this 1138-nucleotide messenger RNA. RefSeq lists its product as uncharacterized. The record is from RefSeq and is a predicted model, not a curated record. Lineage: Eukaryota; Viridiplantae; Streptophyta; Magnoliopsida; Fagales; Betulaceae. Gene Ontology annotation, molecular function: translation initiation factor activity; RNA binding. Gene Ontology annotation, cellular component: eukaryotic translation initiation factor 3 complex; cytoplasm. The coding region runs from base 57 to 974 and encodes 305 amino acids. The transcript is spliced from 2 exons.
ACCAAACCCUCGUCGCGUCUCCAAAGCCACCGUACACACACUCACAUCCCCAACCCAUGGCGGCGAUGGCGCUCGACAAAUUCGGUUCAGCUGCGGGCUCGAACGCGACGAAUCAACCGAGCAAGCUCCGAUGGGGAGAGCUCGAGGAGGACGACGGUGAGGACUUGGACUUCCUGCUCCCGCCUCGCCAAAUAAUCGGGCCAAACGAGAACGGAAUCAAGAAGGUGAUCGAGUACAAGUUCGACGAAGACGGAAACAAGGUCAAGAUCACGACCACGACCCGGGUCCGGAAGCUUGCCAAGGCCCAGCUGAGCAAACGGGCCGUGGAGCGCCGGUCCUGGCCCAAGUUCGGCGACGCGGUUCGUGAGGACGUUGGUAGCCGCCUCACCAUGGUCUCCACCGAGGAGAUCCUUCUUGAGCGCCCCAGGGCUCCUGGUACCAAAGCGGAAGAAAGCAAGGUAGCAGGAGACAACUUGGCUCAGCUUGGUAAAGCAGGUGCUGUUCUCAUGGUGUGCAGGACUUGUGGUAAGAAAGGUGACCACUGGACAUCUAGGUGCCCUUACAAGGAUCUUGCCCCACAGACCGAUGCCUUCGUUGAUAAGCCUCCUACAUCAGACACCUCUGUGGUUGCACCUGGUGCUGGGAAGGCAGCUUAUGUGCCUCCAAGCAUGAGACCAGGUGCAGAAAGAGCCAGUGGAUCAGAUAUGAGGCGCAGGAAUGAUGAAAAUUCAGUUCGGGUCACUAAUUUGUCCGAGGAUACUCGGGAGCCCGACUUGCUUGAACUAUUCCGCCCAUUUGGCUCUGUUACUCGUGUUUAUGUUGCUAUUGAUCAAAAGACUGGCAUGAGUAGAGGCUUUGGUUUCGUCAACUUUGUAAACAGGGACGAAGCUGAGAGAGCUAUCAACAAGCUCAAUGGAUAUGGUUAUGACAGCCUCAUCCUUCGAGUUGAAUGGGCUACACCCAGAGCAAACUAGACUAUUCAAGAGUUAUUGGAGAGUUAAAAUGGAUUCUGUUGCCAUUAUUAUACUUUUAUCAUAUUGUAUUUUUAUUAGCCUUUUUGUUAUGGGAGUUUUUCUUUUUUCUCCCUUUUUUUUUUUUGAGUUCAAAUUCAUAAAUGCAAGUUCGAAAUGAUACUUUU